Dermochelys coriacea (leatherback sea turtle) is the source of this 11277-nucleotide messenger RNA. RefSeq names its product ferric chelate reductase 1 like (gene FRRS1L). Lineage: Eukaryota; Metazoa; Chordata; Testudines; Dermochelyidae. Gene Ontology annotation, biological process: regulation of glutamate receptor signaling pathway. The transcript is spliced from 5 exons. Bases 18 to 1082 code for a protein of 354 amino acids. The record is from RefSeq and is a predicted model, not a curated record.
AUCAAGCGCCCGCUGCCAUGGGGGCUCUAUGCACAGGUCCCUGCGGGAGGGAGGCCAGGCAGCCUCCCAUUGCAGCCGGGGGGCGCCCGGCCUCCAGGAGCCCGCUGCCCCGCCCCUCGCAGGCCGCCGCGGGCAGCAGGAGGCGCCGGAGGGCGCUGCCGCACGCCUCGCUCCGCGCCUGGGCCGGCUGCCGGGCCGCCAUGGCUGCGCUGCGCUGGGGCGCCUGGCGGCGGCGGCGGCUGCUGCUGCUGCUGCUGCUGCUCGCCGGCCCCGCAGCCUCCUCCGCCGGCCCGGCCGAGGAGAGCGGCGGGGCGCGGGGAGGGGGCCGCGGGGACGGGGAACGGGGGGCCCGGGACGAGCCGCAGCGGCAGCACCACGACUCCUCGUACGGCACCUUCGCCAGCGAGUUCUACGACCUGCGCUACCUCUCCGAGGAGGGUUACCCUUUCCCUACUGCUCCUCCUGUGGAUCCAUUUGCAAAAAUUAGAGUGGAUGAUUGUGGAAAAACCAAGGGAUGCUUUAGGUAUGGUAAACCUGGAUGUAAUGCAGAGACUUGUGACUAUUUUCUCAGUUAUCGUAGAAUAGGAGCUGAUGUAGAGUUUGAGUUGAGUGCUGACACUGAUGGCUGGGUGGCAGUAGGAUUUUCCUCAGACAAGAAAAUGGGUGGAGAUGACGUCAUGGCUUGUGUUCAUGAUGAUAAUGGAAGGGUCCGAAUACAGCACUUUUAUAAUGUUGGUCAGUGGGCUAAAGAGAUCCAGAGAAAUCCAGCUAGAGAUGAAGAAGGGAUUUUUGAAAACAACCGUGUGACUUGUCGAUUUAAACGUCCUGUGUAUGUUCCCAGAGAUGAAACUAUUGUAGAUCUUCACUUGAGCUGGUACUAUUUGUUUGCUUGGGGUCCAGCAAUUCAGGGUUCUAUAACUCGGCAUGACAUAGACUCACCGCCUGUAUCAGAGCGUGUUGUCAGUAUUUACAAGUAUGAAGACAUUUUUAUGCCAUCAGCUGCCUAUCAGACCUUUUCUUCUCCAUUCUGUUUGCUUCUUAUUGUUGCACUGACCUUUUAUUUAUUGAUGGGAACCCCAUGAUCACAGCUGGAUAUGUAUGAAAGAUAGUGAGAAUUUGUUAGUGAGAGUUCCUCAGGAUGGAUGAAUUUUCUGUUGGAAUUCAUAUCACAUGAUCGUCUAGCUGCUUUGUUGACAAUUUCAUCUUCUCAGCAAGGAAAUAACCUCUCCUUUGAGCAGUAAAGAUGUGCCAAAUAAUUAAGAAUAAUCAAGGAGCAAGUAACAAACCACUUCCAGUGUAACUACUAGUUUAAUGAAAAAUACAUUUGUAAAAUUUGUGUGUGUGUGUGUGUUGGGGGGAAUUUAGUAAUGGACAUAUAGAAUCAAAUUAUUUAAUACACAAUUUCCUUCAAUUCAAGAACUAAACGUUGGGGAAAUAUUGUCCGUUAAAUACUUGUGGUGCAGAUAGCACACCUGUAAAUGCAGUUUCUGAACUCAAAGUCAGUAUUGUCAGAACACCGCUGUUUAAUAAGGACUGCUUUGUGAUAAUGGGCUUUCACCUCCCCAAAUACUUUGAAUUUGACAGAAGCAACUCACAGGUCUAAAUGGUUCUGGUGCUUUCCAAAACCAGAAAAUGCUUUACAUUCCCAGUACAAACAAAAUUAAACUUUCUAUUACAGAAUUCUAAUAAUUGUCUGUACUAUAAAAAGAAUUCUUAGACACAGCCAUACUUAAGAAGACAUAGCUAAGCUUUUUAUUAAUGAGAGAUGAUGCUAUAUAAACAAGAAAAAAAGAAAAUUAAUGCUGGUAUAAAUUCUUCAUGAUACAGAAAAAUUCCUAAAAAUAUAUAGACUGUAGAAGCCCCUGCAAGCCAUAAGACAUCUUCCAGUAGGCAAAGUGAGUUUCUUUUUUUAUGAAAAAAUGUUAUUUAGAUGUAAACGUCUUUUAAACAGCCGUUUUGCAGUAACCCUAAAGUGUCUGUUCUCACCUUGCUAUCUGCCCUAAAUUCCAUUCAUGUUAAAGAUGAGCAGGAGCAGCAGCUCAUUGUUCUCAGAGCAAUGCAAACAUGAUCUAUAGUACUAAUAUGAAAAUACGGGAAUAAAUAAAAAGAGCCUUAAUUUCAUUUCCAUCAGAAUCAUAGGUAAAAUCAUAUUUAUCCAAUGAGGAAAAAGAGAAUUCAAGCAUGAAAAUAGAUUUGAAUUUUCUAUCCUUCAAAGAAGUAUUACAAAAAGGGAAAGAAAAUAGGUGUUACUGUAAAUGGGAGUGGCAGAAAUGUAUCAAAUGAAGAAUAGAUCACAACUUAUUCUAAAAUGUUUUGAGUUAUUGCUGUACAUUUUUACUGUCUACAUGAUAGGAAAUUUAUGAUUACCUUAAGCAGGGAAGCAGCUGUCUCUUUAAAUAUCUGAUCUUGCAGAUAACACAUGCACAAAUCUUCCAUCCACUCAAAUGGGAGAUCUGCAUGCUUUAGGGUUGCAGGUUCAGUCCCUAAGUUACACUAUGUAUUAGGCUGUUGUACCAAGAGUACACAGAGCUUGACAUGUUUGAGAACACUUUAGCGCUGUGUACUUGUAGAGUGUCUUAUUAGAGAUGAUGUUUCCAUCUUAGUUACUGUAUGAUGAGGUAAUAAGAAAAAAAUAAUUGGAGAUUUGUAAUUUUUGCAUUAUUACUCACAGUAUAAAAUUUAAAGGUUGAUUUUUUUUAAGGCUUUGCAUUCCUCAAAACUGUGUGCUUAAAGUAUGUAAAUUUUUGGUUUAAAUGAUUAUUUCCCUCCUGUGCAAGCAUUUUGUCCAUAUUUAAAAUUGCAACAUUUGUUUAAAAAAAGGAGUAUUAAUUAGAAAAGUUAACACUUUAAAGUGCUUCAUAAACAGUGACUUUAUCUUAGUGCAUUUCAGUAAGUGACUCCUCUAUACCUGAUUAACCAACUAAUUAAAUAUAUGAUAUAAUUGUAGUGGGUCAGGGAUCCUUGUCCCUGAUAGGGACUGCUUUGUGGAACUCUGGGAGCAAAUCAUAUCCUUAAUGUGUUCUAAACAGACCGCUGAGAUUUCUCUGGUGUAGCAGAAUCCUUUGAUGGCAUAGAUCUGGGUAGCUGGCUCUAUGCCAUAGUCUCUAACACUGGAGAGAAGAAUGUGGUCAAAGCAUGCUGUGUGUCCCAUGUGCUGUUUAAAUUACAGCAAGGAGCCUGUUCAGCUCCCAGCCCAUGACCAGUUUUACUACCAGCAUAAGUUAAAGCAGUCUCAGGACUGCUCUAAUUUAGAGGCACUCACAGUAGCCUGCAAGGGGCUGUUCCAGCAGCUAUAGAUUACUGGAGCAUAACACAAACCUACCUUUGCUCUCCUGCCUCCACUUGACUCCUGGCUGGCCCUCAAAAUUGAGGUCAGUAUAUACAAAGACAGUAAAAAUAUCACUAGGGUACAAAGAGAUGUAAUCAACCUGGCAAAAGUAAACAGAUUCAGAGCUGAUGCUAAACCUUUGCACUUAUUGUAUUCCUUUGUGCCAUGCUUGUGGAGAAUAUACACUAUUUCAGAUUACAGAGCUUUCAGGGCUGGUGGCUGAGCCUAUGCCGUACAUUAAGGCAAACGUUUGCCUUCACUUUCAGAUUCUGUUUUUGUGAGUUAAAGGUUCACCCUGUACCUGAGAUUAAUGUAUUUUUUUUUGGUUGUAGUUUCCUUUUGUUCAGAUAUUAGUAGCAGUUUGCACUUUUAUAGCACCUUUCAUCCAAGGAUCUCAAAGUGAUUAGCUGGCCCUAUUUAGCCUUUCUUAAUAAUAGAGAAAAAUACAGCAAGUUUACAAAAAAAAAGAGAGAGAGAGAGAAAGAAACUAUACUACUCUUCAGCUUUUCAAUUGAUGUUUGAGUUUGUAUCUAUUAAUUAUUAUUCUACUAUACCAGAAUUUUACAUACUUUACUGAUAUUAAAAAGGCAUAAUCCCCACCCCAAAGAAUUUAAUGUUCAAGGGGGAAUGGAAGAGGGUUUAAGGAGAGUGGAAGGCUACAAACAGCCAUUAAGGAUUAGAGGUAUGAGAGUGGAUAAUAGCGGAAAAGUAGAACUGCUUGGCCAAGAACAGAGCAGAAGGAAGAAAGAACAAGCCUAUAGGGAAGAAAGUUGGCAAGAUCAUGGGACUUUCUCCAUGAGCAUCUCUACAGAGCAGGAGCAGAGAUAAUAAAGAUGAGGAGAGAAACAAGGCUGGGAACUUAAUAUAUAUUCUGUAUUGGAAAGAUAUUAUCUAUAGCAAAGUCCCCUUUUCACUACAGCAUCACUGCAAUCUUGCUUCCUAAUUGGAAGGUGUCUCCUACUACCGAAUAACAGAGACUUCUGGCAAUGCCUAUCACGCACCCUCUCCCACAAGUCAGAAUAGGGUACAUGGUAGUUAAAGUAGACCAGGUUGGAAAUGAAACAUCAGAAGCAAUCCAGUUUCAGAAUUUUCACCAAGUAACGUUGCUUCGACUGCUAAUAUUUGGAGAGGACAGGAAGAGGGUGAAACUGCAGCAACACUAUAGUUAGGUUUGGAAGGAUUAGAUUUUUAUCAGUAAAUGUAAAUAAACAUUGAUUUCAACACACAUCCAGAAACCAACAAAAAAUAUUUUCAUUUAUGAUAAUUGAAAUUUACAGAUAGGCAAAAUUCAGCUUGAACACUUGUUAGAGUUUGAUUUAAGGAUAUGUACUUUGUAUAUUUUGAAGUGGUGAUGUUGAUAAUUUGUGUUAAUGGUUAUAAAGUUUUAACAUUUUGAAUUUCCAAUUCUGCUGCCAUUAAAUAAUUGUCUCCCUCCCCAUAAUUUCCCAAAACUGUUAAAAUUUAAAUCAAAUAAAAAUGGGGGGGGAAAUGCUUUAACUCUAUAAUUGUGCACGACUGUGAAAAUUGAAAUAGACAAAAAUUGAAAAAAACCCUUCAAAAUAAACAUCAAUAUUAUCAGUCAGUUAUAAUACAAAAUUGAAGUCUGCCAAGCCUAACUAUAACAGAGAGGAAGGGUCUGGACUUCAGUGAAAUUUGACUCUUGAUAUAAUACCUCUUUAGUAGUAACUGAGCAUGCCCCAUAACUGUUUCUUAUAUGUUGUUGUUUUAAAUACUAAAAAGCAGUAGUUAGUCCCUGAUAUGAUGAAGUACUGUAAACUUGCUUUACAUUUUUUAUUGCUUGUGGAGGGUGCCCUGGAAACUAAAGUCUUCUUUACCCACAGAAGCUGUAUGCAGCAAUGCAUGCUUCUUCAUACCUCCCCAACUAAUGUGUAUCAACCCCGACCAGGAGAGUCAAUCUCUAGGGAGAGAAUAGUUUAGUCUCCAUACCAAAUCAUUUCUUAGCCUACUUACUGAAAUUACUAAUGAAUUGGCCAUUAAAGAACAGUUUCAAAAGGCUUCCAUUUUGUGUACGAGGUGAAUUAAUUGUACCGUUACCUGGCACACAUGCACAAAUGCAGGCACAGGAAUGUGCAUGGAAAUUUUGCAUGUAUACAAUUAGGAGGCCUUUGGAAAUAUGGCCCUGAUUGGUCUUUUCCAACGUUAUCUGUCUAACCAACAAAAGGCAUUAGUUACCACCUGGGACCAUGUAUCUGUAUAAAAAAAUAUUUUUUUAGCUGUUAGUUCUGCUUAUUAUGUUAAUCAUAGUGUUAUCUUGUGCUCCCUUUGUCUGUCUUCACCUGUUGCCUCUCAUUUUAUACAUAGAUUGUAAGCUCCUUGGAGCAAGAAUCAGAUUUUUGUUAUGUAUGUACAGUGCCUGGUGCAAUGGGACCCUGAUCCUCAACGGGGGCCUCUAAAUGCUACCACAAGACAAAUAAUAAAUAUAAUAAUUUGGCCUGUUUUUCCCAGAAAGAAAGAAUGAGAUAGGAAAGAGAGAGAAAAAGAAGAGGGAAGGGAAGCACAGCUGAAGACUCCCUUUUUACUUUCAUAAAGACAUAUAAUCAUAUACAGUUUGUUUAUAGUAGAAAAGCUCUUAAAACCUAAAUUACAACAUUACAAACUAAACAGUAUAACUGAUUUUAUGAAGUAUUUAAAUAGAGGGUAAUUCAGUUACCCAAAAUUCAAAAGCAGAAUAACCCUGUUUUCAUACUUGAAAGAAACUGUAUUGGGGAAAACUCUGCCUCUUCCCGUCCCAUUCCUCCCCGCCACACACACUUGCUUUGCUGUAUUCCAGUGGGACAAAGGGAUAAGAGACAUUUUUUAACUCCCCUGCUAUGGUUAUCCUUAUCUUUAGGAUGUCCCCAGCUGAUGUAAAUGUAGCAGAGCUGUCAUUCAUUUAUGUCCCUCUGCACAAUCACCACCAUAUGGUGGGGGAGGAGGGGAGUGAAUGGAGCAUGAUGUGCUAGCAGCUAAUCUUUUUGAGACCAUUGCGAACUGAUACAGGUUAAAGAAGCACCCAGGCUGAGCAAAGAAUCAGGAUCUGCAACCAUCUUUCCGCAGAACCCCGAAUAAUUUAGAUGCAGCAAAUAAUAUAGCUGUUAUGUGAUAAAUCCAGUGCAAAUUUAGCACAGACUUGGCUGCUUAAUAAAAUUACAAUUCAUUUGUUUAUGUAAAAAGUCCAGCACAGAAACCUUGGGAUUGCCAUACCAGAUCAGACUAAUACCAGUAGCCUGUCUUUCACUGUGGCCAUCAUCAGAUGCUUCCAUGUUAAGGCUACCCAGAUCAUGGUUUGAAGUCCUUGCUGGACCUCAGCCCAUGCUGCUUAUGCUGCUCCCAGUCAUUGUAGGCAAGUGAGUGGAGAGAAUGUGGGGAAGUGGAGUACACCAAAUAUGCCUCCUCCCCCACAUUUCUCUUUCCCAGCAAUGUACCAGACAGCAGAGUUGGUGAGUGCCAGGCAGAAGGUAAGCUGUGUCCCUUUCAGAGCUCUCUCAUCUCCUCAGAUCUCUUCCAGGGAUAGUGCAGGUAUGCCUCCCCAUAUUCAGGACGGAGGCUAAAAGAUUAUAAAUAAAGCUCUAUUUUUUUUAAUGUAUGUUGUCUUUUAACAUCAUUGGAUGCCCCCCUUGUUUUGCCACUAUGAAAUGGGGUGAACAGGAAUCCCCACUCUGUCACUCUGAGAGCAGAAGGUGGGGGCCCGCAAGGGUUCUAAAAAUUAAUACUUACCACUCUAGGCUUGUAUGAAACUCCCACAGUUACAGCUUUUCUCUUGGCUUGGUAAAUGCUGCCACCACCCAAAUGCAAAAAAAAAAACCCUUUGAACCCAGGAAGGAGCACUUGGGAAUUCUUCCCUGUUGGGUACCCUCAAGAGGAAGAGCUGAGAAAGAAAACAAAGGAAAUCAGCUGUGGCUAUCAGCUAAUCAAACAACAUGCACAAACCUCGUAGGACAUCAAAAAAUCCAAUCCUGUUCUUAAUAAAGGUAUAUUUUAUUAAAAACAAAAAGGGAAAAAAUACAUCUGGAACUUAGGCUUUUGCUAGAUUUUAAAAGAGCAAUUCCAAAAAUAAAGCACCCAAAAUAGCUUUCUUGGGGGUUCAGCUUAAAGUUUACAGACAACCAAAAGCAUCAUGGGUUAGCACAGCGGAGAUCUACAAGCCUUAAAAAAUAAACAAAUAAACCUGAUUUAGCUAAACAUUCUAAUCUACUUACACAUUUGGAGUUUCAGAUAAGUAGUUCUAGGUAUGAUCUGAUGAUUUAUGAUCAUACCUGGCUUAAAGCUAUACACAGCAUUUCUUCUGCCCUCUGUUGGAAUUCCUGCCUGACUAUCUUUAUACCACUCAUUAUUUUCUCUCUCUUGUCCUCUCUUAGGUGUCACCUCCAGCUAAUAUCCCAAAAUAGAACAAACUUGGUUCUGCUUAGAACUGUGUCAGAAGGAACCAUGUGCUUUUUCCUUCCCUAGAAGCUGGUUGCAAAUAGCACUGUAAAAUUACAGAAAAGCAAUAUCAUUUUAUUUUCACAGAGAUCCAUAGUGGGAGUCCUAAUAUUAUUGAAAUGGUUGUAUGUACACUGUAUAAUUAGUCUAGAUCCUGGAACAGCUGGAGGAAACAAAGUUAACUAAAUAAAACUUAAAUAUUAUAAACAUAUAUUCUGCAUGGAUACAAUCAACAACAUUCAUUUAGACCCUGAUCUUAUAAUGUAUAGACAGUGGGUGCAAGCAGUCUGCACACAUGCUACACAUUGCGGAAUGGAAGCAUCAGUAAGUAUUUUUAGAAUAAAAUAGGUAAACAUUUAUUUAGUAUAAUCAUAAGAUAUUGUUUAAACAAUAAGGAGGAGAUUAAUUAUUUCUUAUACUUACUGCUGUCUCUUAAAUGUUUGAGAUGUUUACUUAAGAUCGGAUUAUGUCACCCUUACUCACAUUAAUUAAACUACUCAAUAUAUAUGAGAGAGGCAGAAUCUGAUCCUAAAGAAAAUUCAACUUUUAUGUAGAUUCUCUCCAGGCCGACGCAAACUAUAGACUACAUUCUUUGCUAAAAUACAUAUUCACAUAAAUCCAGAAUUUGACCCUAAAGCCUUGAAUCUGCCCUUUAAGGUAUGGAAACACAUCACUGGGUACAGGAUCUUGACAAAUCAGCUACUGGCCAUUUCACAGGGGACACAGCUCUAUAUGCCUGAGUAUCAGGAUGGAACUCAGCUCUGUAUCUGUGCUUAAGGGCUUUCAUUGUAGAUCAUGUAUUUAUCCGAAUUUAAUCUCAUUGUGUUAGUGGCAUUUCUGCUGUGUUGUAUCAGAGUUGCAUUAGGAUCUGAUACAACACUAAAAUAUGCCCAUCUUCUGUGUGGAUACUUCUGACAGGUCCUGGAAGCUUUAAAAAAAAGUCAAAUUUCCAGUGCAGAAGGCAGUCAAGGGAAAUAAAGAUUAUAUAUUUGUGUAUUAUGUACCAGAUUUUUAAAACCUGCCCUCUGUUUCUGCAUUCACUGUUAUUUGUAUGUGUAAUUUAGAUGUCUUAAGUAUCUGAUUUUGCACACAAAUAUGGUGUAGAUAAUCCCAGUUUUUCUGAACCUGUUUUCUCUAGAUCUGUGUGUUGUUGGUAAUAUAUUUUAUAUCUACACACACAAAUUAAAUAAAUCAAAAGCAAAAUUCAGUUUUUACAUAGAUUAGUUUUUGGAUAUCUUCUAAGACCUUUGUAAAAUCAGAUAUAAUUGUACUUGUGUCUAACUGAUCUAAAUUGAGCCACUGCUAGACUGGCAGUCACAUAAUAGAGCAGAGUACCAACAUAAGAUGAGUGGAUGAUAGGUGUGAAGAAGCAGUAUGAAAAUGUAGUAACAUUACUUUCUUUUAAAGUGAAAAAUGAGUUACAAAUAUCAACCAAAUCAGCAUAAUAAAUAGUAUGAAAUAUAUUUAUUUUGGAUUCAUGUUACACUCCUUUAGAAAUAUAGUUCCUUCCCUGAUUUUACUAGGGGAAGGGAAGGGGAGCAUUCUUCUAAUUUAGUGUUCAAUAUGUAUUCAACAUGACCUUACAAAGUCUUUAAAAGUGGUACUGCUGAGUUUUUAAGGCUAAAUUUGGCUUAGCUUAAAACUUCUACUAGCUGGUUAGGAAUCGUUGGUUUUAGGAUUCUCAAUCUAUUGUCCUGAUAUGGUAUGGCAAAGUUUCUUUGCCGGACCUUUUACAUAAGCAAAUGAAUUGUAAUUUUAUUAAGCAGCCAAGUCUGUGCUAAAUUUUCAUUGGAUUUAUCACAUAACAAUGUUGAGAAUAUUUUAAGAAUGAUUUCCAGCAGCAGUUAGCUAGUAACAGUAGCCAAAUAUUUUAAACUUGAAAUCUAAAAUUACGCCUCAAAAUCCAUAUUUACACUCCUAAAUUAGUCGGAUUUUUCAAAAGUGCUAAGUAACUUCAACUCCCAUUUGACUUCAGUGGCUACUCAUGAUAAAAACUGCACUGUAAUCACUGUGUGUAGGGGUGAAUCCUAAGGCAGUUUCAUAGACUCUUUACCCUUUAAAUCAUUCAGGUUCACUAAUUCAAGGUAUUUCAGAUUCUGAAAAUGGAAACAUUAAAUGAAUAGAUAAAUAAGUCUUUGAUUCUGUGGAAAAGAAUACAAAUAUUUUUGCAUCUUUUCACUGAAAUGCUCUUCUACACAAAGGUUAGAAAAAUAAAAAAUGAAAGCAACUUCCCUGUCAAUAUUAAUGUUUAAAUAAAGGAAUUUUGCUUUAGGCUUUUUGGUUUUGUAGAAAGCAGAGAAUCCAGUAAGAUGGUUUUAGAAUGAAAUGUAACUGGGAGCAUGCUCUGGAGAGUACAAUAAAGCAAACCACUUUACAGCACAGGUUCAUUAACCCUUUUUAUCUUAUUUUCAAGGGAUUUUUUCCCACCAAUAUUAUAGUAUAGUAUAUAUUUUUUCCACUAUGAAGGAAAAAAGAAGUUUGGGGAUAAGAGAAUAUUGUAUAUAAAAUUAGUAGAAUUGUAGGUGAAAUGUAGAUGCCACAUUAAAAUCUAGGAAUAUCAAAGUUUAUAUUAUCAGCGAUAAUGAUAAGAAUUUCUUUAAGCAACUAUAUCGGCAACUAUACCAUGGCAAUAUUAGAAUGAGUGGUAUUAUAUACAGCAGUGGUUUUUUUUUCUGAUUUCACAUCUGAUGAUAAAGUAAUAAUAAAAAAUACAGCUACCAUCGAUUUUUUUCAAAGCUGAAAAUAGUACCAUGUUUACUGAAAGAAAAUCAAGGGCAAAAUUCAUAUUGAUUUCAACAGGGUCAGGAUUACACCCUAAGGAUGUUUCUAGCCUUGACUAAAGAUGGACAUUUUUGUUCCCAUAUAUUAAAUAUCAACAGUUCUGUUUAGAUUAAGACAAAUGUCUGGUUGUACUCAGUAUUUCUGGUUAGUGCAUUUUGAGGUCUGGUUUGCUUCAAACUUUUUGUGUGAUUAAGACUGUAAAAACUAUGCUAAAUCUUGCCAGUUUGUUCAGUAUUAUAUGAACUGUAAAGAAUGUAACUUAUGUCAGCAUUAAAUUUUAAUUUUCUACAAUGUUUGUGCUAAAAAUGAAAUUUUAGUCUAAAUAAUUGAUAUUCACAUGAAACGUGUAAUUACAGUAUUUAAUAUUAAGCAUGCUCUUCAUUCUCUAUCUUGAGCCCAGUCCUCCAUUCCUUUCCAGCUCCUGUUUGAAGUCAUUGUGUACUUUGUUUGGUGAGAGUGGAGGAAUACGCUCAUUGAGCUUUGGUUGUCAAAUACCUGGACAGAAGUUCUUAAAAAUAAACUUUUAUGUUAAUGCAUUGGAAUUUGCAGAAAGAUAAAACUGAACAAAUAAUGAAAUUAUUUUCACCAACAGGACUAUUUUAUAAUCAGUGCAUGCCCUAAAACAUUACUUUGUAAUAUUUGUUUUAUACUAAUUGCAUUGUUGAUGUUCUAGUGGACUUGGUUAAUUAUCUGACAAUAACAUAUGCAAAUGUUUAUAAACCUGUUAUAAUAAAUGCCUUUUUACU